GUUAAUUGGCUCAUAGAAUUCUACAAGAAAAGCUGCUACGGACAAACUGAAUGUUAGAGUAUCCUGUUGUUCAUCUCUUGGACGGGGAUUACAACUUACUCCAGUGUUUGCCCAUGGAAAUCUCCAAAAGACGACUCUGUUUAUAUUUCGAUUACUUUCUCUAAAAUUUCUCCACAGCUCAAAAACAAAUGGAUUCUUACCUGUCACGAGCACUAUCUCCCGACGAGGCCUCUCCGUAUUGGCACAACAAAGGAGACAGUGCAUGGCAACUGACGGCAACCACGUUGGUGUGCCUGCAAAGUGUACCGGGUCUGGUAAUCCUCUACGGGAGCAUGGUGAAGAAAAAGUGGGCCGUCAACUCUGCCUUCAUGGCUUUUUACUCGUUCGCUAUGACCCUCCUCUGUUGGGUCCUAUGGGCUCAUCGCAUGUCCUUCGGCUCCCUAACUCCACUAAUUGGCAAGCCUGAUGUGUCGCUCAACCAGAAGUAUCUUCUCUUGCAGUCUGAUCACAAGUGGGUGCCAAUUGCUGAUUUCGUAUUUUACCAGUUUGCUUUUGCCGCCAUUACAGUCAUAUUGUUAGCCGGGUCGUUGCUUGGGAGGAUGAAUUUUUACGCCUGGAUGCUGUUUGUUCCUUUCUGGUUGACGUUUUCCUACACGGUUGGAGCAUGCACCAUCUGGGGCAAUGGGUUUCUUUCAAAGCACAUAAUUGAUUAUGCAGGUGGUUUCGUCAUUCAUCUUUCUUCUGGGGUUGCUGGCUUCACUGCUGCUUAUUGGGUGGGUCCAAGACAUUCGCAUGAUAGACAGAAUUUUCCACCAAACAAUAUAAUUCACAUGCUGGGAGGUGCAGGGUUUUUAUGGAUGGGAUGGACUGGGUUCAAUGGUGGAGCUCCGUUUGCUGUAGGACGGAUAGCAUCUUUAGCUAUUGUCAACACCCACGUGUGUACAGCCACCAGCCUCUUGGUCUGGGUUUGUUUGGACAUGUCUGUGUACAAGAAAAGCUCUGUGAUUGGGGCGGUGCAGGGGAUGAUAACAGGUCUCGUCUGCAUCACGCCUGGCGCAGGGAUAGUGCAGACAUGGGCGGCAUUGGUGAUGGGAGUGACGGCAGGGUCAGUGCCAUGGUACACCAUGAUGGUUCUGCACAAAAGAUCAGCAUUUUUUCAGAGCGUUGACGACACACUUGGAGUUUUCCACACCCACGCCGUGGCUGGUGUGUUGGGCGGGUUCUUCUCCGGCCUUUUGGCUGAACCCAAGCUUCUGAGGAUGAUGUACGGGGCUGACACCUCUUUCGGUCCGGGCUUACUCUACAGUUUCAAAGAUGGAAAAUUCCACGAUGGUUUUAAGCAGAUUGGUUACCAGCUUCUGGGAACGGUUUUCAUCUCUGCAUGGAACGCCGCCAUAACCAGCUUAAUUUGCAUCUUCAUAAGCCGCAUGGUUAAUCUCAGGAUGGAUGAGGAAGACCUUGAGAUUGGGGACGAUGCCGCGCACGGUGAGGAAGCUUAUGCCCUGUGGGGAGAUGGAGAAAGGACCCCAAAACCCUUUCGUCUCCGCAUACCGCCAAACAUUCCUUCCAUUUGCAGGCAUUUACUUAAUUCAUCCCGAAAUUUGUAACCAUUAUUAAUUAAAUAGUUGAUGCUCUUACAGUAAAAAAUAUGAAUUUCAAUUAUAUCAUGUAUAUUCUCUUUAAAAAAUUACGUUAUCAAUCUUAUUCGGA
Carica papaya (papaya) is the source of this 1710-nucleotide messenger RNA. Its product is annotated as ammonium transporter 2 member 3-like. Gene Ontology annotation, molecular function: ammonium channel activity. Gene Ontology annotation, cellular component: plasma membrane. Lineage: Eukaryota; Viridiplantae; Streptophyta; Magnoliopsida; Brassicales; Caricaceae. Gene Ontology annotation, biological process: ammonium transmembrane transport. The record is from RefSeq and is a predicted model, not a curated record.